AUGAUUUAAUUUUGGCACCGGAUUUUUUGGAAUAUAUGCUGGCUGCCAAAAAGCUGUUGUUGGAAGAUAAAACACUCUGGUGCGUAUCAGCAUGGAAUGAUAAUGGAAAAGCGGAUGUCAUAGCGAAAAAUAAUUCGAUGCUUCAUCGAACUGACUUCUUCCCAGGUUUUUUUCAUCAAUCUUGCCCGUGUUCCGUCUAAAA
This is a messenger RNA of Gongylonema pulchrum, 202 nucleotides long. The record is from the annotation of a GenBank genome assembly. Lineage: Eukaryota; Metazoa; Nematoda; Chromadorea; Rhabditida; Gongylonematidae.